This is a messenger RNA of Paramecium pentaurelia, 2740 nucleotides long. The record is from the annotation of a GenBank genome assembly. Lineage: Eukaryota; Ciliophora; Oligohymenophorea; Peniculida; Parameciidae.
AUGAAUAAUAGAUUACUAUAUUUCGGAUUAUGUGAUGCUGCGGUUAGUUUAGUUGCUGGAAUAGUCAGUUUUAUCUAAUCUAACUGUUGUUUUAGCUUUAGUAUAAUAUUCAUAGCAGAGCUAAUUUUGAUGAUUGCAUUUAUUGUUUUGUAAUAUAAAAAGGUUUUAAAUGACCUGAUUAGAGAAACUUUUUUAGGUGUUUCAUACCUUGUAUGCCAAAUAUUAUAGAUUGAGUUCUUAGGAUCUCUUUAAUCUUCUGUAUAAACUAUAUUAAUAAAUAGGAAUAUAUUUUCUUUUUAAGUCUCAGAUUAUUUAUUUUAACAACAUCAAUAGAAAGAAUGCCUUUUCGAAUCACUAUAUUUUCUAUAACUUAUUUUUACAUUUGUAUUAGAUUACAAUUUUAUUUGAAUAUGUUUCCAUAUUUAGGAUUAGCAUUUAUUCCUUUUAUAUUUAUUGUUGAUUAAUCUCAAGAGAUUCUUUCUUCUUCAAUAAUUGAUUUUUUUUAAAAAACAUUGACGAAUCCAGUUCUAAUACUGGAUGCUUAAACAAAAGAGCCACUUUUUCAUACUAAAUAAAUGGAAUCAGAAUUUAAUUACACAUCUACAAAUUAAGAUUAUUUUAUUCAUUGUCUUUAAUAAUUUUAGGAUUCAUCACAUAAAACUCUUAAAAGUAUUUUUGAAGAACAACAAUAAUAAAUUGAAAAAAAAAGUAAACUCUAAUAUUGUAAAUUAAAAGAAAUAUCAAAUGAAGAUUAUUAAUAUAUUGAAACUCUAUAAAAUAAAAAAUUAACAACAUUAUUACAAGAUGAAAUCAAUUUUGAAAAGUAGGACUUAAUAAAUAUUGAAAGUCCUAAAGUUUAAAUAGAGAAUUAAAAAUUUUAAGUUUCAAAUUAAUUUAAUGAUGAUACUCCUCAUGGAAAAAGUAAAUUCAGAUUUAAGGAUAGUUAAUAUAAGUUAUUUGGAAUUAAUGAAUUGAAAUAAAAGAAAAUUAACAUAACAGUAUAAAAUUGCAUAUGGAACAAUAAGAAAGCUUUUAUGAUUUCUUUAAAAGAUUUAGAGAGUUAAAGGUUAUUAUAAAUAUUGACAGAAGAACUUGAAGAAAGCAAAAAAUAGAAUGAUAAUAAGGAUUAGAUAUUGGCAACUGUAUUUCAUGAUUUUAAGACUCCUAUAAAUGGAAUCUGUACUAUAGUAGAAGCAAUGGAGGAAAGAUACAAUCUUAAUGCUCCUUCUAAAUAUUAUUUGAGAAUAAUUAGAAAGAAUGUAUAUCUAAUGUUAUAUAUGAUAUAUGACAUUUUAGAUUUUGCUAGGAUUUAAAAAAAUUAAUUAAGAUUAAGUGUUAGUGAUUUUUAUUUAAAUGAAGUUAUAGAUGAGGUAGUAGAAUUAGUAGCAAUUUAAGCAGAAUAGAAAGGAGUUAUCAUCUAAACACAUUAUGAUAUACCUUCUUAUUAAAUAUAUAGUGAUCCUAAUCGUAUCAAAUAGAUUCUUAUGAAUUUUAUUUCUAAUUCAUUAAAAUUUACUGAACAAGGAUCAAUUACAAUAUCAGUGGAAUCUCCAUAAACUGAUAAAGCUAAUCAUAUAGUUAGAACAGUUUCAUCUAAAAAUGUACUGAAUCAAUAAUAAAAUUAAUAAACAAUUGGAUAAUUACGUAAAUAAUUAUCAGGUAAAUCUGUUAAGUCUUAAUCUGGAUAAAGUAGAAUGGUUUAUACAAUAUCUAUUUAAGAUACAGGUUGUGGUAUAUCUGAUCUUAUUAAACCUAAAUUAUUUAAUAUGUAUGCAACAUUUCCAAGUAAAGAUGUUUAAAAUAAAAGUGGAACUGGAAUUGGAUUAAUGGUUUGUAAGAAACUAAUUAAAUUGUUGGGUCCAUCUGAGAAAAUUGAUUUAUGGAGUGAAUAAAAUAAAGGAACUAAAAUGUCAUUUUAGAUUUAUUCACGAUUACCAGAUGAUCCAAAAAGAUCACCUAAUUAUAUAAGUGUUUUUAAAUAAGAGAGUAGUUCUAAAAAUUUUAAUCUUGAUAGUCCAUCAUUAAUUGAUGAAUAAGAAUAAAUGUAAUAAAAAUUUGUUAGAUCAUCAGUAUUACGUGUUUAUUCAAGACCUGUUGAUAAAAAUGAUACAGAAGCAGGUUUUGAUUUUAAUCCAGAACAUGAAGAUGAAGGAUAAUAGAAAUUAUAAAAUAUCAAUAUUUUAUAAAAUUUAAGAUCACCAACUGCAAGUAGAAUAAAAAUAAAAGAGUAGACUUUGGAUGAUUCAUAAGAAAUUAUGGAUCCAAGGUCAAGAUUACAAAAAACAUUAUAAAAUAAAACAUUUACAAUAUUAAUAGUUGAUGAUCAACCAUUUAACGUUUUGGCUUUGAAAUUAUUAUUAUAAGAUAUCUCAUUAAAUGUUUCAUUUUUAGAAGCCUAUAAUGGAUAAUAAGCUGUUAAUAAAGUAAUUAUAUUUUGUUAUAUAUGUAUAGUUAUUAACAUUUUAGAAAAGUAAGAAUAUUAAAUAUGUAUUAAUGGAUCUAUUCAUGCCAAUUUUAAAUGGAUGGAAAGCAGCUGCUAAGAUACGAGAUAUGGUAAUAUUAUAAUUUAAAUUAGAUAACUAAAAAACUAAUUGAAGAUGUAAAAAUAAUUGCAAUAUCAGGAUUUGAUGAUGAAAGUGAAUAGGAAAGAUGUGAAAAUGUUGGUUUUGAUGCAUUUAUUACUAAACCUGUUAAAUUAGAGAUGAUUGCUGAAGUAUUUGCACAAUUAGAGUAUAAUUGA